Pediculus humanus corporis (human body louse) is the source of this 4161-nucleotide messenger RNA. RefSeq lists its product as uncharacterized. Gene Ontology annotation, molecular function: chromatin insulator sequence binding. The transcript has 20 exons. The record is from RefSeq and is a predicted model, not a curated record. Gene Ontology annotation, cellular component: chromosome. Gene Ontology annotation, biological process: regulation of transcription by RNA polymerase II. Lineage: Eukaryota; Metazoa; Arthropoda; Insecta; Psocodea; Pediculidae. The coding region runs from base 1 to 4161 and encodes 1386 amino acids.
AUGGAAUGCGUUGAAGAGGAACUGGAGCCUUCCCAAGUUUCUUUUUACAACAAAGCUUGCAAUGAGUACAAUGAAGUUCAAGAAAGAUUAAAUAAUUAUAUUAAGACUUUAAAGGCGGAUAUAAUUGAAAAAAGUGAAAAUUGUAUGGUACUGCAAUUAAAUGCCAACAAAAUUCUAUCAGGUCCUACUAAUAAUCAAAAAUUAUUACCUUGCCAAACAACUGGGCCAAAAAAUAUUACUCAAUCCGAACAAAAUGAUCAAGAUUAUCAACCUAUUAUUAGCCAGGGAAUUUUACCAAGACCUUGUUCCAACUCGAAUAACAACACUUAUUUGUUAAUGGAUCCAAAUUUACAUUUUAUGGUUAGUCAAAUACAACCAACAAAUGUUAUUUCUGAACAAACCGCUAUGACUUCUACUUUAAAAUCAGGGACUGGUGGAAAAAACAAACCGUCAAUAAUAUUAGGGUCUACCCUAAUUUCGCCUAGAACAAAAAGUGGAUUAAAAAAGCAGUCUUCUGCAGAUGCUGAACAAUUAACAUCUCCCAUUAUUAGAACAAGGGAAAAAGUUAAACAUCAAUCUCCUAUUCAACAACAAUUUUUAACUUCUCAAAGUACACCUUUAACUUUACAAGAGCACACAUCAGGCACUAAUUUAAGUAUAUCUGGUAAUUAUAGAAUUAAAAUGAAUGCAAAGCCUGCUUCAUCCUCUUCAAGACCAUCAGAAAGUAAUGCAUUAGGAGGUUUAUUAAUUGGAUGCAAAAUUUGGAAAUCUACUACAGAUGAAUCAUCAGUUAAUAAAAAUAACUCAGAAUCACAAGAAAUAGCAUUAAAUAAAGCAAGUGGUAAAACCUUUCCUAGUUUGGUUGUUACAGCACGUCCAAAUUUGAAAACAAAAUUUAUGAAUCAGACUAAAAUAGCUCAAGAAAGAACUGCAUUAGAUACUAAAGUUAAAGGUGUACUCAUGUACACAAACAGUAAAUUUACCGAAUGGCUCAUCAGGCAAGGAUUAAUUAAAAGCGAACAAAUUUGUCAAACUCAUUUAAAUAGUGAUUUUAGCCCUGUAAAACUCAAAUUAGGAAUGUAUGGAGAUGUAUCAAAAUUUCCACAUUCCGGAGGUUACGUUUGGAUAUCUGAUUGUUGUCCAUCUCAAUUUGUCUCGGUGUUUUCUGGAUCCAUCUUCGAAGGAUCACCUCAUCCUCCGUCUACUUUAUUAAAACUUAUUUAUCAUUGGGCGUGUCAAACCAACGUUCAAAAUAUUGUUCAAUGGGUAAAAGUUGAUAAUUUAUAUGUAAAAAUUUUUUACACUCAAAUGAGAGCAGUUUGUACUCAAGCUAUUCAUGAAAAAUUUCAAAAAAUUGGUGGACCCAGAAAAAAAAUUGAAGUCGGAGUUAUUAGUUUAGGUACGACCUCUCAAGAUGGUAGCAAAAGACAAGUAAAAGUUGAGGUUUUAGGUGUCAUGGAUCACGAUAAUAAAUUGAUUCGUCUCAAAGCAGUUGAACCUCAUUCGGAUGAAAGAAGUUUCAAAAGGAAAUUUAUAAGAAUUCUUCAGCCUUUAGAAAAAUGGGUUGAUAAAGAUUCGAUUAUAAUAACAGAUUUUACCGUAAAUAAAGCUGCUUUAAAUGCAAUGGGCUUUCAUACGGUUUUCCAAGUAACUUCCGAUGCAAAAUAUUCUAAUCAAAACGUUAUGGAGUAUUUGCGAAGAAUCGUUCCGAGAAUGUUUCAGAAUACUUUAUCCCUUUUGAGUCGUCAAGUUAUCCAGCAAUUUCUCGACGAAUUGGUUUGGAGAGAAGUAUGGGGACCCAUACCUUCGCAAGCUUUUGCUAAUAUUAUUUCUCACAUGGCAGAACAAACAAAAUUGGAAACAAACGAAAAUUUUUUGACCAGACUAAAUAAAGUCGCUUCGAAUCCAUUUAAACAAUGGAAUUAUUCGGUUUGGGAUUCCGUUACCGGUGAUAAAAGUAAUGCGAGAGGAAGAUUAAAAUCACCGCCUCAACAAGAUUUUAACUUGAUAGAGUUGCCAGAAACAAUGGAAGUAUGUGGAAAAAGUACGAGAGCGAGAAAAAGAAUUGCCGAACAACCUUUAUCUAUGGAACCUACUCCAAAUAAAAAAAUAUCAAAAUUAUUGCCUGGUAAAGAAAAAACGAGAAAAGAUGAAAAUGUAAAAUUUAAAAAAAAGGGAAGUAAGAAGAAAACGGAAAUACUAUCGGAUGAUAUUAUUAAAUUUAUUAACGAAGGAGAACAGAUUUCAUUGGAAAAUUAUUACUACGGUUUUAAAACUGGUCAAAUUUUGGCCGAUGAGAAAUUUUCAUCGAAGGAUUUUAAUGUAAAAUAUCAAGUUAAUGAGACACAUGAUUCUUCAUUGUCAAUCAGAACCUGCGAUUACGAAAAAUUCAAUUGUCACAACGAUCUUGUGUUUCACAUGCAUAAAUCUCACGUGGAAUUAGAGAUGCCGUACGAAUGCGGGGUUUGUAAUUUCAGAACAAGCGUUUAUAAAUUUUACAUAAAACAUUUUACGGAGGUUCAUAAAAACGAUGGAUACGUUUUUUGUCCAUAUUGUCUCAAAGUGGUUUUACUCUCUUACAAAGGUUCAACGAUUUCAUCAAACGUCGUUUUUUACAUGUCGCAUUUGGAAAAGCAUCAAAGAUCGACAUUGAUAAAAGAGUGUAAUAAUUGUCAAUUGUCAUUUAUUCACGAAGGAAUUUUACAGCAGCAUUUGGAAGCCGAUCAUAAAAGUUUUAAAAAUGUAUCAGGUGUCGAACGAUAUGAGGAAUUACUAACAGGAAUUUCAAUGCCAAAACCCGGAGAUUUAAUAAAAUGUGAUUUUCUAUCAGAAACGACAAUAAAUAAAUCAAUUAAAGUGAAAAAUUUGUUUAACGAAAAUAAAUUAAACACUUUGAAAAUAUUUGGAUUAGAUGAAAAUUCAACUUGUAUUGAAUGCGAAGAAUUCUUAUUAGAUUCAGAACAUUAUACCGGUGAAUAUAAUUGUUUGAAAUGUUCUUAUUCCACGUGUUGUAAAAGAGCUAUUUACGAUCAUUCCACUGUUUUCCAUGAAGAUUGUAACGCACAAUAUUUUAUCGGUCGUCCCCUUCCUCCUGCAAAAGAAAUGUAUUGCGAUUGUGGAUUUUUCACUACUUCGGGAAAUAAAUUAGCUAAUCAUUUGGUUAAUUGCGAUAAAAUGACGGCGUACCUAAAUUCUAAAUCGAGUAUUUCAUCGUCCCCCCAAAUAUCAAGCGAAACAAGCGAAGAUUCAGAUAAUGCUAAAGAUGUUCUCAAUAUGCUCGGAUUGGUUCGUAAAUCUUCCGAUUCCCCCUGCGGUUCAUUUGAGUUAUCAAAAAAUGAUGACGUAGAAAUGAUUGAAAAUUCAGAAAAUUUAGAACGAGAACCUGAAACUGACAAGAUAAAAGAAAAAAAUGCCGAUGAAAUGCAAACAAAUGAUGAUGAUGAUGAUGAUAAUGCGAACGUACCGGAAAAAAUCUUAAAAUAUUCAAAUAAUGAUGAUAAUGAAAAGGAGGUAGAAGAAAUUUCAAAUAUUCAUGAUUCUCCAAAUAAAAAAGAUGAGGAAAUUGUUAAAGAAACGGAGGUUAUUAAAGAAGUUUGCGAAACGAGUGAAGAAAUUUCUAGUACAAAAUUACAAAAUGUUGAGGAAGAAACAAGGAAAACCGAUGAAGAAAAUACCAAUUUAUUAUUGUCUGAGGAAAGCAUAAUAAUGGGAAAAUCAGUUGAGGAUACGUCAUUAACGAUUACCAGCGGAGAAAAAGAAAUUGAACUUUCACCGGAAAUAUCAGAAAUUAAAGUACAGAAUGAUGAAAGCGAUCCACCAGAAAAUGGUGACAACACGUGUCCAAGUGAUGGUAUUGAGAAGGAAAACUCUGAGGAUGAAAAAUCCGAGCAAGAACAGCGAGGAAUUGAACAAGGGAAUACGGAUGAAAAACCGGAACAAAUUAGGAGCUAUUCUGACAAUCCUGAAUCUCAAACGAUUAUCGAUACGAAUACUCGAGAUGAAGAAAACGUUACGAGUCAUUCGGAAAAUGAAAUGUCACCGUCCGAAAAAGGCAAUGAAAAACCUAAAGAUGACGACGUAUCAUUAUUGGAAAUGAAAGAAAAUACCGAGGAAAAACCCUUAGAAAUUGAAAAUUCAGAAAAAAUUCAGAAUCCGAUUUGA